Dendroctonus ponderosae (mountain pine beetle) is the source of this 629-nucleotide messenger RNA. RefSeq names its product centromere protein X. The transcript has 3 exons. Gene Ontology annotation, biological process: DNA repair; resolution of meiotic recombination intermediates; replication fork processing. The record is from RefSeq and is a predicted model, not a curated record. Gene Ontology annotation, molecular function: protein heterodimerization activity. Gene Ontology annotation, cellular component: FANCM-MHF complex; Fanconi anaemia nuclear complex. Bases 146 to 409 code for a protein of 87 amino acids. Lineage: Eukaryota; Metazoa; Arthropoda; Insecta; Coleoptera; Curculionidae.
UACUCUGUGAUCUGGAUAUUCUGCAACCCUAACCCUCAAUCCAUAUUUUAUUUUGACACCCCUUGUCACAACAACCACAAGUUCACCAAAUUUCAGUAUUAUUCCUUAAUUUCUAAGUUUCAAGCUUCCACAAUCGGGAAGAUUCAUGUCUGACGGCGCAGCCCUGCACACGAAAAUCUCCACAACAUUCCGCCAUGAUAUUGUUAAAGAGCUACUGAAAAGCAAAUUCAACAACUCGAAGAACAAAAUAUCGGAUGAAGCGGUUGAUUUGGUGGUGGAAAUUGCAAAAGUGAUGGCAAUUGAGGCAUCCGCCAGGGCCUGCUAUCAGGCGCAACUGGAGGACAAGACCACCGUUACACUGGACCAGGUUGAAUGUAUUCUGGCUCAACUGAUGUUGGACUUUCCAUAAGAUCGAGCUGCAGCAGAGACCAGGAAUGCUGAAGUCAUCAUUAAGCAACUGAACCAAUUAUUAUGAGGAGAUUCUUCAGAAUCAAUCAAGCUCGCCGGUUCUUUAAGAGUGAAUAUAAUUUUCAAACAAUUUAUUGAAUAAUUCUCUGUACGUUGUUAAUAUUCGUUGAACCCUAGCCGAAGCAUUAUUUCCUAUAUAAAUAAAAAUAUGUAAGUUUUAA